CCCUCCUUCCCCCGUCACAGAAGCCCUACAAUAUUUCCAAUUUCCCAACUCACUCCGAGUUCGAUGAAGAAGAUUUAAUAGUCAGAAGGAUUAAAGAUCAAUCAGAAUCAUCGACGAUCAUGUUUUCCGUCGACUCCGAUUCAAAUCUGAAGCCGAUCGUCAUCCGAGAAGUAUGGUCUGAUAAUCUCGAAUCCGAAUUCGAGUUGAUCCAAGAUGUCAUCGAUCAGUACCCCUACAUUUCCAUGGACACAGAAUUCCCCGGCAUCGUCUUCUAUCCGACCGACAACAGCGGCAAGUUCUACCACCACAAGCCGUCUGAGCAUUACCUCGUCCUCAAAUCCAACGUUGAUUACUUGAAGCUCAUCCAAGUCGGCCUCACCUUCUCCGACGCCGACGGCAACCUUCCGGAUCUGGGAACCGGCAACCGGUAUAUCUGGGAAUUCAACUUUCGCGAUUUUGAUGUCUCCCGCGAUGCGUAUGCCCCGGAUUCGAUUGAGUUGUUGAGGCAACAGGGGAUUGAUUUCGAGAAGAACAAGGCGAAGGGAAUCGACUCGAACAGCUUCGCCGAGUUGAUGAUGUCAUCGGGACUCGUCUGUAACGACUCGGUGAGUUGGGUAACGUUUCAUAGUGCGUACGAUUUUGGUUACUUAGUGAAGAUCCUUACCAGCCAGAGAUUGCCGGACGAGAUCGGGGAAUUUUUGAGGGUUUUGAGGGUAUUAUUCGGGACUAGGAUUUAUGAUGUGAAGCAUCUGAUGAAGUUUUGUCAGAGUUUGUACGGUGGGUUGGACCGGGUAGCCAAGACGCUCGCAGUGGACCGGGCGGUUGGGAAGUGCCAUCAGGCCGGGUCCGAUAGCUUACUGACGUGGCAUGCGUUCCAAAAGAUGAGAGAGAUAUAUUUCCGCAAAGAUGGGCCGGAGAAGCACGCCGGCGUUCUGUAUGGGUUGGAGGUUUUUUAAUCAAAAUAAAAGUUUUGUUUAUUUAUAUUUUCUGGAUAAUUUGCUUAUAAUCCUGGCCGACCAUUUAAUUUUGAUCAAUUAUGUGGAUAUUUUGACUGGCUAAAUCCUGGCCGUCCAUUUAAUGGUAG
Molecule: messenger RNA, 1084 nt
Organism: Nelumbo nucifera (sacred lotus)
Lineage: Eukaryota; Viridiplantae; Streptophyta; Magnoliopsida; Proteales; Nelumbonaceae
Source: RefSeq, a predicted model, not a curated record